Salpingoeca rosetta is the source of this 2391-nucleotide messenger RNA. RefSeq lists its product as uncharacterized. NCBI's taxonomy places the organism in Eukaryota, Choanoflagellata, Craspedida, Salpingoecidae. Bases 1 to 2391 code for a protein of 796 amino acids. Gene Ontology annotation, molecular function: cell adhesion molecule binding; actin binding. Gene Ontology annotation, cellular component: filopodium; cytoskeleton. Gene Ontology annotation, biological process: positive regulation of protein localization to early endosome; regulation of organelle assembly; positive regulation of early endosome to late endosome transport. The record is from RefSeq and is a predicted model, not a curated record. The transcript has 13 exons.
AUGGCGGAGCGCAAGUGUCGCGUGCAGAUGCUUGAUGGGUCAUACCGCACCCUCAACAUCCAGCACAACUUGCAUGGGUCAGAGCUGUUUGACCUGAUCGCAUCACAGUACUCCUUGCAAGAGAAGCAGUACUUUGGCCUGUACUACACCGAUCCAGAGAGUGGCCUCAACAUUUGGCUGGACCUCAAGUCCAAAGUCCUGGAUCAAGUACCAAAAGCCAAGUCGACGCUGCAGCUCACCUUUGCCAUCAAGGUGUACACCGAUGCCAUCACCCAGGUGAAGAAUUUGACAACACAGAAGUUGUUCUUCCAACAAGUGCUGCGGCUCAUCUCCACAGGCAAUUUGUCGUGCGAGAGCGAUGUUGCAUUCACGCUGGCCGCCAUCGCCCUGCAGGCAAUUGAGGGCGAUUUCAUCUCGGAAUCCGCAACCCGUCACCAUCUCGAUGCCAAGAAACUCAUCCCAGACGAGGUUCUCGUUGCGCAGGGCUCAUCGCUGGAGACGUGUGCGUCCAAGGUCUCCGCGGAGUACAAGACACUGAAAGGGAUGGAUGACUCUAGCGCUGUGCUCACCUUCAUGACCAUCGCACAGACCCUCCCCCAGUAUGGCAUGCACUUCUUUGACGUCAAAGACAAGAGCGGUGUUCCCUGGCGUCUGGGCGUCUCUCCUCGUGGCAUCAGCCAGUUUUACUUCUCAAACCCAAACUCCCCGAGACAGGUGUACACGUGGGAUGCCGUGCACAAUGUCACCAACUCCAAGUCCAAGUUUGUCAUUGAGCUGCUCCCUUCACAGGCCGCGUCCCCCGCGCCGCUGCCGUCGCGGUCGACGUCGUUGAGUUUAAGCGGCGGCUCCACCGGUUCGCAGCACUCCGGCCGUCGCAUCACCCUCCUCAAGAGACGAGACGACAGCAGCCGCCCCCUUCGCAUCACAAUCGUGUGGCAAACGCACAACACGCAAUAUGCAAAGACGAUGGUGGCCACGUGUCGGGAGCAGAAGCGACAUUUUAAUGUGUCGUCGCCGACGCCGCGAAAGGGCCGACGGACGAGUGCAGCACACGGCAUGGCGCAGAAGAUUGAGGCCCUUGCGCUGUCAGACAACAAGCUGAUGGCGCCGAGCGCAAAGGAGGUGAAGGUACCAGCAGCGGCCACACGUGUACGCAAGCUGCUAUCGCUGAGCGAAAGCCAAACGAGCACAUCUGGCCUUGUUGUCUCUGUUGCAGAUGACACGACACACGAAGGGCGGGACGAGGCGCACUUGGAGAAGUUGUUGCGGCGGCGGCGACAAAUUGAAUUGGAGAUUGCGCGCAAGGAAAAGUUUCUGGAGCGAUUGGAGAAGGACGAGCGGGAAUACCUGCUGACGCUGAGUGGAGACGCCCUGCACAACAGCAUGUUCCUCGAAGACGAUGAGGAUGAAGACGAUGAAGACGAUGAAGAUGAUGACGAGGAGGGGGAGGAGGAAGGUGCAGGAGUAAUUGAAUUGCGUGAAGAGAGUCAGCACGACACAAAUGAGACCAUUGGGGCAGUCUCGACUGCUGCGACUGCCACCGCCGCCAACGAUGGUGGUGGCGUGGAUGUGCUGCUGCGUGGUGCGAACUUACGCGUUGCCGGGCGCAGGCGUGACAGCGACAUUGCACUCGACAGCUCUGGUGACGAUGAUGAUGAUGACGACGAAGAUGGUGGUGAGUAUGUGUUUGAUGAUGAAGAUGAAGACGAGGAGGAGGUGAAGGACAACAACGACGGCAACGACGACGACGCCGGCAACAUUCAAGAUGGAAGACAUGGGAGUUCGCGUGGCGAUGAUGUAACACAGGUUGCUGCUUCCCCAUCCUCAUCAACAACAACGACAACGUCAUACCCUUCCACUCAGCAACACGAAGCAAUCGCACACCAGCACGCGCCACCAAAGAACAGCAUCAAGCCGUCAUCAUCGCUACCAUUGUCGCCAUCAAGGGAGCGAGCGCGCAGGUCCAACGCAUCGUCAUCGAUUGACUUCCUGCCAGCUCACGUCGCUCCGCUUGCACACAUCCCACGACAUCGCACGGCCGGCAGCAUCGCCUCAGCCACGUCCGCAACCAGCGUACCAUCGUCACGCGCCUCCGUCGCAGGGGACGCCGAUUCGGGUGAUGGUGGUGGUGAUGGUCGCGGCGGUGGUGAUGGUGGCGGUGAUGAUGUGCUUGCGUCGAUGUCGUCGUCAUCGUCCCACUCGCUGCGGCGUCGCACCAGCAACAGCAGCAGACGCAGCAGCGGUCGACGUGGCAAUAGUGUUCGGGGAUCAAGUCGACCGGGGCCGUGGCGCGUCCCCGUAUCCGUUGAUGGCGACCCGGAUGAGGUGGUGUUUCCACUUCAGUCUAUGGACGGCGAUGACGGUGACGGCACGCGCAUCACAUUCGUCUGA